Messenger RNA from Cynocephalus volans (Philippine flying lemur), 1265 nucleotides. RefSeq names its product UL16-binding protein 1-like. The coding region runs from base 1 to 738 and encodes 245 amino acids. Gene Ontology annotation, biological process: immune response. The transcript is spliced from 5 exons. NCBI's taxonomy places the organism in Eukaryota, Metazoa, Chordata, Mammalia, Dermoptera, Cynocephalidae. The record is from RefSeq and is a predicted model, not a curated record. Gene Ontology annotation, cellular component: external side of plasma membrane.
AUGGCGCUGGCUGCCCGCGCCCCGCUCAUUCACCGCGUCCUGGUUCUGCUGCUGCUGCUGCUGCUGCCGCCCGACUGUCCCCGCUCGGCGCCGGCCGACGCUCACUCCCUGUGCUAUGACUUCACCGUCAAUCUGAAGUCCACACCUGGACAACUGCGGUGUGAGGUUCAAGGCCAGGUGGAUGAAAAGACUUUUCUUUACUAUGACUGUGGCAAUGAAGUCAAGCUCUUGGGUCCCCUGUGGGAGAAGAAGAAUAUCACAGAGUUCUGUGAAGAACAGCGUGAAACUCUGCGUGAUGUGGCGGACACGCUCAAGCAGCAACUGGCUGGCAUUCAACUGGAGAAUUACACAACCGGGGAUCCUCUCUCCCUGCAGGUCAGGAUGUCCUGUCAGCGUGAAGCCAGUGGACGCACCAGCGGGUCCUGGCAGUUCAGCUUCAAUGGACAGACAUUCCUCCUCUUUGACCCGGGGAGCAGAGAGUGGACAGAGGUUCAUCCUGGAGCCAGAUCGACAUGGGAAAAUGACAGAGAUGUGACCGAGUUCUUAGUGAAGAUUUCAGUGGGAGACUGCAAGAGGUGGCUUGAGACGUUUUUGGAGCACUGGGAGAAAAUGCUGGAGCCAAUAGCAUCACCCACCACAGCACCAGUCAUAGCUCACUCCAACGCCAUGGCCAUCAUGCCCAGCCACUGGACCCUCCUUGUGAUCCCCACCUGCUUCAUCCUACUUGGCAUCAACUAAAAAGUCCUCUAGAUUGACAGCUUCUAGGACCAGCACUUGUUUCUUGUAUGAACACUGAAGAUGCUCCCAAGAAGCCUGAGAGUGUGGUCCUCUGCACCUCUUCCUUUUGGUUGGCCAUCUUACUACCACCGCCAUUCCUAUCUCAUCCACCAGGAGUUUAUGUGGAAUAUACUAUAAAGCAUAUGUACUUCACAGGGCCUGGUUUUCCAAAGCCUUGUAGUUUCAAAUAUUGACGUUGCAGAGGACUGGAAAUUUUCCUCAGGCUAUAAGUCUCUGGUGUAAGAUAAAGAUUUGUGGCACAGCAAGAUUGCUGGCUCAAGGACAGACUAGUUACUGAUUGUUAUGUAAAGAUAUUGAGAAAUUGCUGUAAGAAGGAAUAUUUGCUCAGAUCAAGCUUUUGUUGAUAGCCUUACUGGAAUGUUAUCUGGCUUGUUUCACUGAAAGUUACCAGCCUAUAUUGUUAAACUAUAACCCCACCUAUGUCUCUUUCUGUAACUUCCUGGUCCGGAAAAUAAAUGCAGGAAAAG